Molecule: messenger RNA, 1836 nt
Organism: Phanerochaete carnosa HHB-10118-sp
Lineage: Eukaryota; Fungi; Basidiomycota; Agaricomycetes; Polyporales; Phanerochaetaceae
Exons: 9
Coding region: 47-1216 (389 amino acids)
Biological process (GO): adenylate cyclase-activating G protein-coupled receptor signaling pathway
Cellular component (GO): plasma membrane
Molecular function (GO): G protein-coupled receptor activity
Source: RefSeq, a predicted model, not a curated record
GCUUCACGCAGGUCGUGAAUACCGCACUGGCUAGAAGCCAUACGGAAUGAGUCAGCUACCUGCACACCUUUCUGCGGCUGCGCCGUUUGGUGAUGACCGUUUCAAAGGCGUGGCGAGUCUCGUAGUUGCUGGUUCUCUGUCUGGCUUCGCAGUACUUUUCAUUCUCCUUGCCAUGAUCUUUCGAGUUCCUGCAUUCACUGUCAACGUAAUGCCUUACUUUGUUUCUCUCCUGGUCGCCAAUCUUCUGCAGGCAAUCGGAGCUAUGGUCAAUGUUAGAUGGAUCACGGACCGCGCUGUGGAGCCAGGGACGCUCUGUAGCUUCCAAGGCGGUGUCAAACAGGCUGGAAAUGUCGGGACUGCGGUUUGGUCCUUCAUCCUUUCGGUGUGCGUCUUCCGUAUCCUGUUUUUGCGGACCACGUCAUCGGCAGGCUUGCGUUACCUCACACUAUGCGUUGGUUGGUUGGCGAUUGUGCUCGCUGUCUCCAUUGGACCCCUUGCGAUUGAGACAAAGGCCAAAGGGCCGUAUUUUGGGCCGACUGGUUAUUGGUGCUGGAUAACCCAAGCAUACCCCAGAGAGCAGAUGUUCUUGGAGUACUUCUUCGAAUUCAUGUCGUCCGGCCUGUCUUUCGUGCUCUACAUCUUCAUCUUGCUACGCGUCCGUGGAAAUCUUGUGCACAGGAGUGACGGUUGGCAUCUCCGCUUCGUUCCAAGGAGCGAGAGAUGGAUGCUUGCCAUCAGCCGCGACUGGCUCGACUCGUCCAUGAUGCGAGUCGCUGCUCGCUUGGUGUGGUACCCGGUAUUCUACGGCAUCUUGCUAGUACCGGUAGCUAUUUCUCGCUUCAUCCAGUUCAGCGGAACGGAAAUUCCUUUCUGGGCGACAAUCUUCACAGACACGCUCUUCAACCUCCAAGGGCUCGUCAACGCAAUUUUGCUGAUCACGACCCAGCGUCUGAUCACCGAUUCUGCAUGUUUGCCUUCCUUUUCACCUCCACGGAAGGUUAUCGACAUGGCCUCCUCCGAGGCAGCGGGCAUCACUCCGUUCGUGCUGCCCCCCAAGGAAUCCUCUGAUGAGCAGCAGUCUGCAUCCGCAUCCGCAAGAGUCCAGACGUUGCGCCGUACGCCUAGCAUGGCGUCGACGUCCAGUGCCGGUACCAUUGAGAGCGUUACCAGCACGGACUCCUCCGCUCCUUUGAACCGCGGCGCAGUGCGUCGCUGAAGGCCAUGCCCAUCCUCUUACACUCUUAGGGCGCAAUUUUUACGGUAACAAGUGUACAUUAAUCUUCGUCUUCGAAUGUCCCGUAGUUCCUGGUAUUACAUGUACAAUACUGUAGUUCGCGGUGUGACGGCCAAAGAUGACCUCACUUCGAUUGAUAUACCCACAGCGCCCGUAUUCUCUCGAGACACGUUUUGUGCUUUUUGGUUUUGAAACGUUUUUUGGCACGCUUCGUCGCAAGUCGCUAUGCGCCUUUUACUAGGGUCGGCUGCGCGGUCCAUGGGAUGCGCAGACUAGGAAGUACUGAAGACCCCGAAUGCAGAGACAUCCACAGAGUCUGCUCCGCCGUUUGGCGAAUGGAACGUAGACUUCGUACCACCGAGGAUAGAACGAUGCGCAGAACGAGCCCCGUGGGCAUUUCGUGGAUACUUGGCAUCGUGGGGCUUGUGUUCAGCAGGAGGUGUAGACCAAGAAUGGCGGCUACCCGGGAUACCACGGCGGCACAUUAUAUGUGAAGCCUGCCAGCUUUCAGUACGUGGGUCCUCAACCAGCCCUGGACGAUCGCGAGUAACAGGGUCCCAACCACGUCGAGGUGCUACGUGACGCUGGAUGAAUAUCACGCU